Molecule: messenger RNA, 576 nt
Organism: Anisakis simplex (herring worm)
Lineage: Eukaryota; Metazoa; Nematoda; Chromadorea; Rhabditida; Anisakidae
Source: the annotation of a GenBank genome assembly
CCUAUGGACGAUGGUCAUGAAUAUAUUGGUGUGUUUUUACGACUUGAAGAGUGCCAACACAAAAGAGUAAUGGCUUCGUUCCGCUUCUCAUGGGUUUACAAUCUCGACGAUACCGAUGAAGUGAUUCAGUAUGUCGAGACGCCAUGUGCUCAGCUCUUUUAUAAGAACAAAACACUCGGUUAUGCAAAAUUCUUGGAUCGUAAUGUGGUGAUGGAAACAUUGCGCGCCUUUAACCAGCAGCCUUACGAUGACGACGAUUAUGAUGAGUUCGAUGGUGAAUUCGGCAAUUUACAUCUUGUUUGUGAGAUUAAAGUCGAGUCACAGUCCGAGGAGUUGGAUUUAAGGACCAUGGGACGAUACGUUUACGGAUCUCUGGUAAGCACUGAAAACGACGACUUGGCUUCAAUCAAAAAUCAAAACGAGCUUGAAACGUUGAUUGUUAAUGUCGGUGUGCACGCUGGAUUGGGCAUUAUUUUAGUUCCGUCGAGGUUCUUUUUAUCGUUGACAGGCAAUGAAAGAUAUCACGAUAAGGGAUGGGCAAUUGGUCGAGUGUUGGGGAUGGAUGGAGCAUUUUGA